UACAAUUUUGCUUCGAAUCUUAUCGUCAAGUUAGCUUCAUCAAGUCCAUGAUAAGUAUCAAGCUUUAUGUUAGGUAGCUACUAACAUAACACCAGCUGCAAUAAAUCGAAAUUCUUAUAUUAUCGACGUUAAGCCCGCAUUCUCAGUCGCAAGUCGCAAGUCGCAAACAGUCGCAACAAUGGCCUUCACGAUGCCGACCUUCCUGUCGCGGUUCACCCGACCUUUCAUGUCUAGUACGCGCCUUGGCAUAACUGCCGACACCAACGGGGGUGCGCCCGCGAUCCCCGAGGGCGCCGAAAAGGCCACCCUCGCGGCCGGAUGUUUCUGGGGUGUAGAGCACAUAUAUCGCAAGCACUUCGACGGCAAGGGCCUCUAUGACGCCCGCGUCGGUUAUACCGGAGGAGACCUUAACGAUCCAAGCUACCGCGCUGUGUGCUCGGGACAGACGGGCCACGCCGAAAGCGUACAGCUGCACUACGACCCUUCGCGCAUAACCUACCGGCAGAUCCUCGAGUUUUUCUACCGGCUCCACGACCCGACGACAGCUAAUCGCCAGGGCCCCGAUGUCGGACACCAGUACCGCAGCGCCAUCUACUACCACAACCCCGAGCAGGAGCGCAUCGCGCGCGAGAUCACCCAGAAGGCGAACGAGCAGUGGUAUAAGGGCGGCAUCGUCACCGAGAUCGUGCCCGCCGGACAAUGGUGGGACGCUGAGGAGUAUCACCAACAGUAUCUACACAACAACCCGUCGGGUUACGAGUGCCCGACCCACUUUCUGAGGACGUUCCCGUCGUUGCAGUAAUGUGGAAGAUUUAACUGCUGAGGCACUUUGUAGUUCCUCGUAUUGCAGAGAACCUAGUCGGCUUGAUGAGUGCGCUUGAUGUAGCUAACUGCGGAAUUCAUAAGAGACAUUCAGCAUGCCGCAAAGCUUGGCCCUUUGAGGCAUAUUAGUACAGUUGAACUCAAAAGAGAACGGGGACGGGGUGAUUUGCGUAGGCUUCAUAGUUAGAGGCCAAUGCGUUCUUAA
Molecule: messenger RNA, 1027 nt
Organism: Daldinia caldariorum
Lineage: Eukaryota; Fungi; Ascomycota; Sordariomycetes; Xylariales; Hypoxylaceae
Product: PMSR-domain-containing protein
Exons: 2
Coding region: 179-802 (207 amino acids)
Molecular function (GO): peptide-methionine (S)-S-oxide reductase activity
Source: RefSeq, a predicted model, not a curated record